CUCGUUAACAAGUUUGCUGCGCGCGCGGAUCUAUCAGAGAGCUGGAGGGUGGGAGCGCGCGCUCACUGCACACUGCUUACCGAACACACCGCACAUACUCGUCCAGCAGCGGCACAGCGGCCACACAGAGCGGCGCACACGGGGACCCUCAGCAGCACUGAAGAAACAGGCUUUUUAGUGUGCAGGACAUUAUGACGGAGGUGAUGAACACCUGCGAGACGGCGGUUGGAGACUAUGGAGCAUCUGGAGACCAGAACAUCGGUUUUCAGGUUUUUCCAGAUUCGCACGAGCGGUACCCUAAGCUUUCCAAACGUUUGCCGUCCAUCGUGGUGGAGCCCACUGAAAGUGGAGAGGUGGAGAGUGGAGAGUUGCGAUGGCCUCCAGAUGACUUGAGCCCUACAGAUGAAACCAGAGACACCCAGGCCAAGAAAGCAGGUGAAGAGCCGUCGGCAGAGGUUGAGGAGGCUGGCAGAGUGACAGCAAACUGAAGGGCAGUAGCUGGCACCAAUCCAACCUAAUACUGUGAAUGUCUUCAUGAUGGACAAGAGUGAGCAGGAGGCUCCUACAGUUAGGUCUGACUGCAGUAUCACCCGCACUAGAGCCACCCACCUGUUGACAGACCUCCCAUCCAGUAGGGGGAGCUGAGGCCUGAGAGACUGUCUUUGCUGAAAUAACUCACGUGCCAAACUCUAGUGGUAGCCAGCUACUGUGACUGAGUUGUACAUUCUUUUUAUCCAUACCAUUAUGAGUCAUCUACAAUAUUAGCAUUAGAUUUCAUUUGUGCCUGGUUUAAAUGAUGUAUUGACUUUGAGGUAGCCUAUAUAUUUAUUUGCUUUGGACCAAAGUCUUCAAUAUUUGACCCUAUUGACCCACCACUCCCAUUAGUUGAACAGCUUAUAAUUUGAUGUGUAAUACAGAAAUUUAAUAUAUGUCAAGAUGAAUUUCAAUCAAUGUAAACAUGUAGUUCAUCAGCAAUAGUGCUUCUUUGCAAAUGUAGAUUACUAUGAAUAUGUACAAUAGAUUAUAUUUUACAGCUUUCUUAUAUUAUGUUUAAUGUAAAGCUACUAUAACAUAGUAUAAGAUAUGAUAUUCCUUAAUCAUAUUUUUCAUUUGUUCCCUAGACACAUUUGCACAUAUUGCUUGCCAUUUACAUUAUGUUUUUUAUCUAACAUUAUUUCUUCUACUGCUUUUGUGUUUCAAGUCAUAACUGUCUACAGUCACAGAGAUUGUUCACUGGAUGUUUUCCAUAUGAAUUAUAACUAUAUAUUGUUUUACCAACAUCUAAAUUAUUCUAAUUAAACAUCUUUUGCAGUCAUGUUAGCCAACUUUUGAAGACAAAAACCUGGAAAAAAAACAGAACACAAUCUCUGGAUUGUACCAGUUCAAUAACCUAUCUACUCAAUAUGCCACGAAUGUCCUGUUUAUGUAAAAUCUGUUACAAAUACGAAGCACCUUGCCUAGACGUUUGGAAUAUGAUAGCACUGUUGAUCAUUUUCUACCGAGGUGCUUACUAGCUUGGUUUGACAACAUAUUAAAGGCACAUAUGCUA
Colossoma macropomum (tambaqui) is the source of this 1549-nucleotide messenger RNA. RefSeq lists its product as uncharacterized. The record is from RefSeq and is a predicted model, not a curated record. NCBI's taxonomy places the organism in Eukaryota, Metazoa, Chordata, Actinopteri, Characiformes, Serrasalmidae. The coding region runs from base 192 to 488 and encodes 98 amino acids. The transcript has 4 exons.